UUCAUUUGUUCGUCUCGAGGACAUUAAUGCGACGUACGUUGGCAUAACUGUACGUUGUGACAACACAGCACCGUGGCGAACGUUGAUCAAUGAGUCGAACUGGUUUUGACUAGAAAAAUAUUUCUUAAAAAUGCCUGUCAGUAGCGGAGUAUCAUUUGUAUUGUCAUCAAUUUUGACCGUUCUUGUAUUUUCUGGAAUGCAAAUAUACAAAGCUCCCCUGGCAUCGUCACAAAUUUAUACAAUAUUGGGAGGAUACAUUGGAUCUAUACUAUUUAUGUGUGUGUUAACUGCAAUAGGAAACCUGGAGGCAACAAUAUUUGGCAAAUCAUUUCAACAAAAGUUGUUUCCUGAAGUUAUUUUUUCAUUGAUAGUCAGCUUGAUUGCAUCAGGCUUGGUGCAUCGCGUAGCAACGACAACGUGCUUUCUGUUCUCUAUGAUUGCAUUAUACUAUAUUAAUCGAAUUUCCCAAGAAACAUACACGGUUCCAGCACCUAUGGUUUCAGUUCAUUCAAAGAAGAGAAAGUGAAGAAGUCAGAAACUUCGUAUGAUUUUGUACUUUAAGAAUUAUUCUUAUAACUAUUUUUAACUUAUGAAUUUUUGUAUAAAAUUAUUCUGUUACUA
Frieseomelitta varia is the source of this 621-nucleotide messenger RNA. Its product is annotated as protein KRTCAP2 homolog. The transcript has 3 exons. The coding region runs from base 131 to 526 and encodes 131 amino acids. NCBI's taxonomy places the organism in Eukaryota, Metazoa, Arthropoda, Insecta, Hymenoptera, Apidae. The record is from RefSeq and is a predicted model, not a curated record.